Molecule: messenger RNA, 1309 nt
Organism: Rubroshorea leprosula
Lineage: Eukaryota; Viridiplantae; Streptophyta; Magnoliopsida; Malvales; Dipterocarpaceae
Source: the annotation of a GenBank genome assembly
AGAGACUCUCUCCUCCUCACUCGACAUCUCCAAUUUUCUCUUUCCUAGGGUUUUGACUCUCGUAAGAACAUGGAGAGUAGAGGUAAUUUGGACGUCGCAAUAGAGAAGCUUUUGAAUGAAGAGAAGCAGAUGCGACUUGCCGGCGAUGUUACCGGCACCAGGAAGGCUGUCACCGAUAUUCUGCAGCUCUGCUUUGAAGCUAAAGACUGGAAAGCUCUCAAUGAGCAGAUUCUUAAUCUGUCUAAGAAACGCGGUCAACUCAAGCAGGCUGUUACUUCAAUGGUCCAGCAAGCAAUGCAGUACAUUGAUCAAACACCAGAUCUUGAAACUCGUAUAGAGCUCAUCAAGACCCUGAACAAUGUGUCUGCUGGGAAGAUAUAUGUUGAAAUUGAGAGAGCAAGGUUGAUCAAGAAACUUGCAAAGAUUAAGGAAGAGCAAGGCCUCAUUGCUGAAGCUGCAGAUCUUAUGCAAGAAGUUGCGGUGGAAACUUUUGGUGCCAUGGCAAAAACUGAGAAAAUUGCAUUCAUACUUGAACAAGUUCGUCUCUGCUUGGAUCGCCAAGAUUAUGUUCGUGCACAGAUCCUCUCAAGGAAGAUUAAUCCAAGAGUUUUUGAUGUUGAUCCCACAAAGGAGAAGAAGAAACCAAAAGAAGGUGACCAAGUUGUUGAAGAGGCUCCUGCAGACAUCCCUUCUCUGUUGGAGUUGAAGCGGAUCUACUAUGAACUAAUGAUACGGUAAUUGUGUGGCAUUUAUACCCCUUUUUUUCAGUUAUUACUUUAAUUUUUUUGGAGAUGAUUGAUUGAUUGAUAUUUUGCGUUGCCAGAUACGUUGAUCUUUUUCUCUGAAUUUGACCAUCUUUUAUUACAUAUUUUAGUUGUACACUUGUGCAUAAAGUGAUUAACAUCUAUGAAUUUUGGAUGAUGUCUUUCGAUUUACAGUUUCUUUCUUUAUACCUCUGAUUUUUUAUUUCCAGCAUGUUUCUAAGUUGGUGGUUAAGGGUUUUUAUGGGCCUUUGGGCCCCUUUGUUUGAUUGUUAAUUGGAACUUUGUGCCAUCUGUCUUGAAAUUUAUUCUUUAUUUGCUCAGUGAUGCAUGUCAAAUAAAAUCUUCAAGAAUUCUCUUGGUGUGUUUUUCUUGGUUGAAUGCUUGAGGUUAGCAUCCAUCUGAACUUUACAAUUUUGUGUUUACCAUAUCAGUUGCUCUUGGAAGACCCAAGAGAUGCAAAGUACUUUGAUUAUGAACUAUGUUUUCUUGAUCUUUCUAGGUACUACUCUGACAGCAAUGAUUACUUGGAAAUUUGCCGCUGCUAU